ACGCGGCGAUCAUCUCUAAACUCUCGGAACGUAACACUUAAUUUUUUAGUUCAAAUAAAAUAUAAUGUUGUAUUCAUAUUUUAAAGUUGUUUGAUUGGUUUCGUGUAGAGUCAGUCAGUUUUUUGUUGUUGUCGUGAGUGUGUGUGUUUUGUUGACAGUAAGUUUAGUCGUAAACUUUUUUAUUCGUGUUUAAGCACUUGACCUGCGUUUACAGCUGACAUCUUUACACCGGGAUGUAAAUGUAAACUUCAGCAAUGAAACAUUAAUAUCAUUCAAAAUGGAGUCAACCGAAGACGAAUUCUACACUAUCUGUCUGAACCUGACUGCCGAAGACCCAAGCUUCGGAAACUGUAAUUACACAACCGACUUUGAGAAUGGAGAGCUCCUUGAGAAAGUCGUAUCUAGAGUUGUCCCCAUCUUCUUUGGCUUUAUCGGAAUCGUUGGUCUCGUUGGCAAUGCUCUGGUUGUCUUGGUGGUAGCGGCAAAUCCUGGCAUGAGAUCAACUACGAACCUGCUCAUCAUCAACCUGGCUGUCGCUGACUUGCUCUUCGUUAUUUUCUGCGUCCCCUUCACUGCUACGGACUACGUCAUGCCCAGGUGGCCAUUCGGAGAUUGGUGGUGCAAAGUGGUCCAAUAUUUUAUUGUUGUGACUGCUCACGCAUCAGUUUACACUCUGGUACUCAUGUCCUUGGACAGAUUCAUGGCAGUAGUGCACCCAAUAGCGUCCAUGUCGAUCAGGACUGAGAAGAAUGCCUUGUUGGCUAUCGCCUGCAUCUGGGUAGUAAUACUAACCACUGCCAUACCAGUCGGUAUCUGCCACGGAGAGAGAGAGUAUUCCUACUUCAACAGGAAUCAUUCAUCAUGUGUUUUCCUAGAGGAGCGUGGAUACAGCAAGCUUGGCUUUCAAAUGUCAUUUUUCCUAUCAUCAUACGUGAUCCCUCUCGCGCUGAUCAGUGUCCUGUACAUGUGCAUGCUGACGAGGCUUUGGAAGAGUGCGCCUGGUGGGAGGGUGUCAGCAGAGAGCAGGAGGGGCAGGAAAAAAGUAACCAGAAUGGUUGUUGUGGUCGUCGUAGUGUUUGCUGUCUGCUGGUGCCCCAUUCAGAUAAUUCUGCUGGUGAAGGCUCUGAACAAGUACCACAUCACGUACUUCACGGUGACCGCCCAGAUCGUGUCCCACGUGCUCGCCUACAUGAACAGCUGCGUCAACCCGGUGCUCUACGCGUUCCUCUCGGAAAACUUCAGGGUUGCAUUCCGAAAGGUAAUUCAUUGA
Bombyx mandarina (wild silkworm) is the source of this 1270-nucleotide messenger RNA. RefSeq names its product allatostatin A receptor 1 (gene AstA-R1). Gene Ontology annotation, molecular function: G protein-coupled receptor activity. Gene Ontology annotation, biological process: G protein-coupled receptor signaling pathway. Gene Ontology annotation, cellular component: plasma membrane. NCBI's taxonomy places the organism in Eukaryota, Metazoa, Arthropoda, Insecta, Lepidoptera, Bombycidae. The record is from RefSeq and is a predicted model, not a curated record.